AUGUGCGUCCGCUAUGCAUUUCGACUCAUUGUAAUAGCAGCUGUACUAUUUUGCUUAUGGUAUUCGUUGAAAAAUAACAUUUCACAACAGCUAACAUGCGACGGUCUGCCGUCACCACUCUAUACUCAUCCGGUACAUCCAACCGCCGAUUCGCCACCUGUAUCACGCGAACCCCGUGGAGCGUUUACACCUAGGAUUCGUCUUUUGCCACACUCAUUGUGCGAUGCGAACACCACUGUGAUGUUUGUGUUCCAUUCGGAUGUUCGUAACACCGUACAACGACAAUUCCAACGGAAACAACUCGAUGAUAGUUGGAUUAAGAUGCUUAAUGCCAGACGUAUUUUCGUGGUCGGCAGUACCGUUGAACCUACUGACAAGAUUGAAAAAGAAGCAGAGAAAUACAACGAUAUAGUACAGGUUGAUACGAUCGACCACUACCAUAACAUAACUUACAAGGCUCAAGCAUGGAUUCAGCUGUUGUCAACAUGUCCGGAAACACCAACCUUUAUCAUAAAGCUCGACGACGACGUCAUGGUGGAUCGCGUUGGGAUUGAGUAUCUGAUCUACAGAUACGGUACAUCGAGACGAACAGUUGGAUGCCGAGUGCUAUCACAUGGUAGUGUUGUACGAAAUCCAGAAUCAAAAUGGUAUCUCUCACCAAAAGAAUUCAGUGGAUCUGAUCUUGGCACAUAUUGCCAAGGAAUGGCUUACGUGUUUAGCGGUGAUCAAUUACGGUAUAUGCGUGAAAAUAUUCCACGAGUGCAAUUUCUUUGGAUGGAUGAUUGGUAUGUGACACGUGCACUGCUAUCCGGCUCAACUAUCACCCUUCUUGAUCUCAGCGAUCAUUAUUGCUCAACGAAUUCCGAUGAAGAACUCGAUGUAUGGAUGGAAAAUAAGAAAACGUUACGCAUUCCACAACGUACCAUAUUUGGACAUUUUCGACCUGCAGACAAGUUCGUCAUCAUGGAAAAGUAA
Molecule: messenger RNA, 975 nt
Organism: Haemonchus placei
Lineage: Eukaryota; Metazoa; Nematoda; Chromadorea; Rhabditida; Trichostrongylidae
Source: the annotation of a GenBank genome assembly